AUGGCCGUAGGACUCGGUGAAACCAUUACAGUGAUCAACAAGAGCGGCAAGGUGGUGAGCAGUAGCAAGCACAUCUUUGGCGUCUUCAAGGAGGCCAAGGCUGCAUACCGCGAGCGCAAGGCUGAAAUUAAAGCUGAGCGCGAUGCCGCUAUCAAGGAGAAGGAACUCUCAAAGAGCAUAAAUGCUCUGCGCAUCGAUGACGACACUCGUUCCCAGACUUCGCAUCGCUCAAAGGCAUCAAAGUCAUCCAGGCGCCCUCCUCUAGAGCGUGGCCAUACCGAUAUUCCACGAAGCAGCCGCCAUCGCUUCGAAGCUGAUCUCAACGGCCAAGACUCACACGGAAAAGAGGUUGCGAGGAGGCAUUCCGACCAGCCCCGCGCCAAAGCCGCCUACGUCGACAUGGACCUCGCAUACGGCGAUGUACCCCCACCCCUACCAGACCCGCAGAUCGAGGAGCUCGAACUGAAAGAAAAGGCUUCCAAGAUCGAAAUGCUUCUUGACGAGGCAAACGCCCUCCAGUACACGGCCACCGCCAUCAUCGAGAACUUACAGAAGAACCCAGAGGCACUAGCCGCCGUCUCGCUUACGCUAGCCGAGAUUAGCGCCCUUGUCACCAAAAUGGGACCUGGUGUUCUCAUGUCGCUCAAGGGCAGCUUUCCUGCAGUCGCUGCACUCCUCCUCAGCCCUCAGUUUAUGAUUGCUGGAGGUGUUGCCGUGGGCGUUACCAUUGUUGCCCUCGGUGGGUACAAGAUCAUCAAGAAGAUCCAAACCCAACCCCAGUACGACCCUCUUGAAGCCCCCGCGCAGCCCAUGAUUUCUCGUGCCGCUACUGCCCCCGCUGCCAUAGAAGAGCCCAGCAACGAGCUGGACGAGCUGCAGCCGCAGGAACUCAGCCGCGUUGAGAAGUGGCGCCGUGGCAUCGCUGACAUCGAGGCCGAAAGCUGCGGUACCAGCGUCGAUGGCGAGUUCAUCACCCCCGGAGUAUCGCGAGAGCUUUGUGACGCGGGUAUUCUUGAUGAAGACGACCUCAAGUCGCGCCGCAGCACCAGGUCCAAGAGGACCACCACCAGCGAAUCACGACACAAGUCACAUCGCAGCAAGUCCAAGCCCUCUGAGUCCAAGUCUGAGUCCAAACGCGCUUCAAGUAAGGUUGGCAAGGACAGCUCGAGCAAAGUUGGAAAAGACAGCUCAAGCAAGGUCGGCAAGGAUAGCGCAAGUAAAGUUGGCUCAAGUAAGAGCGGCAAGGAGAGCAGUAGGAAGAAGGAAAAGGAACCAUCCGGCUUGAAGAUGCUGUUCCGAUCCCACACGGUUGCCGCUUAG
Messenger RNA from Bipolaris victoriae FI3, 1320 nucleotides. RefSeq lists its product as hypothetical. The record is from RefSeq and is a predicted model, not a curated record. Bases 1 to 1320 code for a protein of 439 amino acids. Lineage: Eukaryota; Fungi; Ascomycota; Dothideomycetes; Pleosporales; Pleosporaceae. The transcript has 2 exons.